ACAUAAACCUGCAUUUAUCCGUUGUUCAUAUCACUGCGACUUGUUCAUUACUCAUCUCGCGGUAAAUAACGAGAUCAAAUUAGGAAAAUGGCCGACAAGGCGGGAGAGAAGAAAUCGAACAACCAUUCCCCUUUGGAAGAUAAAACACAGGAAGAGCAAGAAGACUUUAGGAAACAAGACACAGAGGCCAUGGAUACCAGUGAGGGGUGUGAGGAGGGGGCACCUGUCCCAGGGACUACUGACUGUAAUGGGGACAGUGGCCAGGAGAACAAGGAAGACAUUGACAUGACGCCAGCAUCAGAUAUGGGAGACCUUCCACCUGCAAUGUCAGAUUCACAGCCACAAGCUUCUCAGUGCUAUUGUGGCAAAGGUCGAAACAUAGGCAGUGUGGAGCUCCAGUGCAAUGUGUGUCAAGGCUGGUUCCACUCUCAAUGUAUCAGCUGUCAUAUCGGCAAAUGCAUUCCCUUCAUGACAAACUACCAGUUUAUUUGUAAAAAUUGUAACCAGACAGGCCUGGAGUCGUGUCAGAAGAAACAAGCCAGUUUUACACAGAUCUGCUACACUGCACUAGCCAACCUGGUGCACACCGCCGAGAGCAAAGGGGAGUCCAAACAAGUCUUCUCCAAGGACAGAGAGAUAAUUCCUUUCAUUGACAAGAACUGGGAAAGUCUUACAACAGUUUCUCGAAGAACCAAACUCACAUGGCACACUACUGUCUUCAAAACAAUGACCAAAGAAAUUGACCUGUUUGCGUGUGACGACUCCACAGGGGACUUCUGUUUCAGCUUAUUGACCCAGGAUCUGUCCAAGAUCGGCCCCAACAGUGAGGUGACCAGGACCAGUCAGCUGAUAGGACAGCUUCCAAAGGCUCUCCCAGUGGUGGACAGUAAAGGACGCACGGCCAAGAGGAAAGCACCCUUCGACAAUCAACUAAUCCCAGGAUCUAAGCAGAAAAGAAGUGAUCAGAGUUCAACAGCCAAACUCCCACCUCAUGGCUAUCCCUUGGAGCACCCAUUUAACAAAGAUGGCUACCGCUAUAUCCUGGCAGAGUGCGAUCCCCACGCACCCAACAGACAGGCGUUCGAUGAGAGCCUGGACUGGGCUGGAAAACCUAUACCUGGCUACCUGUACAGGACCUUCCUGUCUUCCCAUGUUCUCCUGGCGCUGCAUGAUAGAGCUCCCCAGUUGAAAGUGUCGGAUGACCGGCUGUCGGUGACGGGGGAGAAGGGAUACAGUAUGAUACGUUCAACUCAUGGAGUGCAGUGCGGUCGAUGGUACUUUGAGGCCAGGAUCACAGACAUGCCGCCCGAGUCAGCUGUACGGAUAGGCUGGUCGCAAUCCCUCGGUAAUCUCCAAGCUCCAUGCGGGUAUGACAAGUUCAGCUACUCAUGGCGGUCCCGGAAAGGCACACGCUUUCACCAGAGUCACGGCAAACAUUACAGCGAGGACUUUGGCAAGGGCGACGUCCUUGGCUUCUACAUCCACCUCCCCCCUCCAGGAGACUCGGGGAAGCUGCUACCUCCCACCUUCAAGGACAGGCCACUGGUCAAGUUCAAGAGCCACCUGUACUUCGAAGAGAAGGACUACGUGACAGAGGCAGAGAAGGUGCUCAAGGAGUCCACCAGCAGUGAGAUUAUCAUGUACAAGAAUGGAAGAUCUCAAGGCAUUGCAUACACGGACAUAUUUGAAGGAGUGUACUACCCUGCAGUCUCAAUAUUUAAAAAUGCAACGGUGAAAGUCAAUUUUGGUCCAAAGUUUAAGUACCCACCAAAAGACAUCAAAUUCCGACCUGUGUCCGAGGCUGCCCAGCAGGCCGUGGUGGACUACACCCUCUCGGACCUCAUCUACCAUAUAGAGAAUGAGGGCAAGUUGCCGGAGUUUUAACUAUUAGGAGACAAUAAGUUACAACCUAGGAGUGGUGGAUACAGAAAGAUUUGUCUGCCUUUGGGGACUGUGCAGUGUUCACAUCCGUGUGUGUCUUCCCAGUGCCUCACGGGGCAUGACCUGACCAGGGCAGAGGUGUACACUGAGGAGAGCUGUCAUCCGGACUUGAAGCAAGUGAAAACGCUUAAACACUGACAGGUUCUUGUUUGACUGGACAAUAGACACAUGCUCUGAUGCCUGUACAAAAGGAGGAGAAUUUAUCUCAAGAUUGCUGCAACAUCUGCUGAUGUGGAACUGACCAUCCGUUAAGAGAGCUGUUGUGUCAAAACCAUCUCAACUCAAGCGCAGUAUUAGCUUGUCACAUUAGUGCUGUAUUGUCAGGAAGGUGCUGCUUACUGAUCCUGUAUAGUUGUGUGCACUCGGUCUCAACCAGCUGCUGUACCUUGAUCCGACAUCUGGCUGGUCCACUAGACAAAUGCCAACCAGGUCCUGUGUUUUCAAAAUCAAAAUUGCUGGUCUUAAAUUUAUAAGUUUGUUUCCCUCUUUUCUUAACCUAUGACAAUGAAAGAACAGAAAUUGACAACAUAUUUUGAAACAUAAUGUUGUGCAACAAAAAACACUGUGUAGACAUUUUUCUGUGGCGCCAGUGUCCUGGUCAUUUUGGCAACUUGAAAAAAUGAUAUUUGCUGCAAAAUUUGUUAUGAUGUUUCAACAUGUGCCAAGGAUGUUGUCCAGGAUAGGUUACAUCAGCGAUAGAAACUAACAGUUUUUGUCCACUAGUCCUUAUAACGUAUGACAAAUCCCUUAAAAAGGCAAAUUUCUACCUGUCCUUACAAUACCUAAACUAUUGGGCAGUUUGGCAAGGACUAUAGGACUAGUGCCAAUUUCUAUCGCUGUUCAUGUGUAUUUACGUCGUACAUGUAAAUGUAUGUGAUAGUGUAAGAGAAGAUUGAGGACUGAUUUCUAUCUUUAUCAAAUUUGAUUUAAGUUGUUCGUUGAUGUUAUGGUAACCUGUUGUGAUUGCUCGUCACUUAUGUUACGGAAUACUGGAUUAUUUCCUGGAAAGGAACCUGUCUUGAUGUCUAUGUCUUUGAAAGUGUCACUGUCAAUCAUGUGUUUGCAUUAUGUUAUAGCAUGGUUCAAUGAAUCAUGUACAUCAUUAUUGCCUUUUUUAGAAAUUUUACAAGAAACAAUUCAGUGUUGAUGUCUACAUAAAGCCAAUUUAUUCUGAAUAAAUACUGAAACAGCAAA
Messenger RNA from Haliotis rufescens (red abalone), 3135 nucleotides. RefSeq names its product set1/Ash2 histone methyltransferase complex subunit ASH2-like. Gene Ontology annotation, molecular function: protein binding; transcription cis-regulatory region binding. NCBI's taxonomy places the organism in Eukaryota, Metazoa, Mollusca, Gastropoda, Lepetellida, Haliotidae. The coding region runs from base 88 to 1884 and encodes 598 amino acids. The record is from RefSeq and is a predicted model, not a curated record. The transcript is spliced from 18 exons. Gene Ontology annotation, cellular component: Set1C/COMPASS complex.